This is a messenger RNA of Oenanthe melanoleuca, 5983 nucleotides long. RefSeq names its product pentatricopeptide repeat domain 2 (gene PTCD2). Lineage: Eukaryota; Metazoa; Chordata; Aves; Passeriformes; Muscicapidae. Gene Ontology annotation, cellular component: mitochondrion. Gene Ontology annotation, biological process: multicellular organism development; mitochondrion organization; regulation of mRNA processing. The record is from RefSeq and is a predicted model, not a curated record. Bases 1 to 1011 code for a protein of 336 amino acids. Gene Ontology annotation, molecular function: RNA binding; protein binding. The transcript is spliced from 11 exons.
AUGGCGCCGAGGCCGGAGGAGGCGGGCGGCGGCGCGGGGCAGGCUGCGAGCGCCCCGCCCCGCGGGCCCGGCCGUGAGAUGGCGGCGGUGCUGGCGGGCGGCUCCGGGCGAGUCGUGCGGGAGGCGGUGCGGCGCUUGGCGGUCCGCCCUCCCGCCCCGGGCGGCUGGGGCUGCGCGCCCGCAGGGAAGCGGUAUCUGCUAACAGAAGAAGAUAUAAAGUUACAAGAAUUUCAGCAGAUGAAAGUGGCAAUUAGAAAUGAGCUUCAUGGUAAUAAAGAUCAAUAUUUAAAAAAUAUUAAAGAAAAACUAAAGAAAAAUGGAAUAAUUCUCAAAAAUGAAUUAAAAAAAUUGCUGCAUUUAUGUCAGACUUCAUCUGAUGUGGAACUAGCCAGAAAAGUUAUUUACAGGUACCAUGAACAGAAUGGAAUCACAGCCUUACAUAGUUUUAAAUUUGGGCCACUCUUUAUGAGGCUGUGUUAUGAGCUAGACCUUGAAAAACCUGCAGUAGAGCUAAUUAAAGAUCAGAAUUUGCGUGGCUUUUUCUCAGACAGUACAUCAUUCCAUAUUUUGAUGACUAUGUUGUUUAAAAAGGGGCAUUUUGAAAGUGCUUUGGAAGUUCUGGUAGAAAUGAAAAAACAAGGUAUACCUUUCAACAGAGAAACAUAUCUACUUGCAGUUGCAAUAUGCUAUAAACUGGGCAGCCCGGAGUCUUCCAAAAUCUCUGCGAGACUGCUUGAAGAAGCACAGCUAAGAGGUGACACAGUACCACUGCGAGCAUACUGCUUUGCAGUGGCAACUGCUCUCCAGCAGAAUGAUGUAGCACAAGCCAAAUUUUAUUGUUCCCAGAUAAUGAGAACAGAGAACAAGCUCUACAAUAAUCUUAAAGUCCUUGUCCAGCUCAGAUCUGGUUUACUAAAAGAAGUAAUAAAUACAUUAGAAGCAGCAGUGGAAGUAGAUACUCCUCCCUUUGUGAAAAGAACUGAGUUUUCUGAGCAGGUGGUUUCACAGUAAGAGAUUCUGUAGGAAGUGCUGCUUAAAAUUUUGUGUGUUGGCCUUCAAACUCACCUGGAACCUGGACAUGGCCCUAAGAAGCUUAACCUGAUUAGACCUUCUCUGAGCUGGAGUUUGGACAUUCAUUUCAAACUGAAUCACCUGGAUGCCUCCUGUUAUACACCUGAACCUACUGACUAUCCUGUCUUGUGAGAAACAAAUUAAGAUUUCAGAUUCCCAGAGCACCGUGAUGUAGCUGUCUUCUACACCACUGUACAGAAAAGGUUCUCUUUUUAGUGUCUGCUACUCAGACUGGUGAUUACCUAUCCUGGCCCCAAUGCUCACUUGAGAUGUCAGGGUUAUGAGUUACAAAUGGAAGUUUUGGACUCAAACCUGGCCUCUCUGUUGCCCCUUUUCUACCCAGAGUAUAGCAGUGCAAGUUCCCAGUUCAUGUGACAGCCAUGUGAUCUACAAAUAGUCAUCAUGGUAGCUAGUCUGGCUAAUUCCAUCACAAGGUUUUCAAGGUUUGUAUUCUAGAUAGACUGUAAAUUGAACUUUUUGUCUCCAGCUUCCUAAAUUGUGAGCUAGUCCUUGUUGUCAGUUUCUAUGAAGUUGAUGGAAGUUUGUGGAGUCUCCCUCCCUCUGACCUGUGUGAGGUGCUUGAAGAGAGAUUAGAGCCUCACCUGUAUCCAGCAGAAUCUGCAACACCAAAAUGAAAUAUAAAUCACCAGUCUUGUGGCUGCUAGGCAAUUCAGGCUAGAAAAUUAUCGUGUAUGCUUUAGGAACUGGACAUGUCUUGUAGCAGGAGACUUGGCAACACCAUCCUUGAUGGAAAAUUCUAGAGAAUAUUGGGAAAGAUAAUUUAAUAGUAACACUUGAAACAGUUGAGUGAGAAUUCCCAUGGUUUAACCCCAGGCAGCAGCCGUCCCCACACAGCUGCUCACUCACUCCCCCACCAGAGAAACUGGGGAGGCAAUUGGAAGGAUGAAAGCUGGAGAAUUCAUGAGCUGAGAAAAAGACAGUUUAAUAGGGAAAAUAAAGGCUGGGCACACAAGCAAAGCAAAGCAAGGAAUCCACUCACUGCUUCCCAUGGGCAUGCAGUGCUGUGGCAGUUCUCUAGGACAGCAGGGCCCCAUCAUGGUUACUGGGGAAGUCAAGCCCUCCAGGUGUGCUCCCACUCCUCCUUCUUCUCCCCACUUUAUACACUGAGCUUGGUGCCACAUGGUCUGGAAUAUCCCCUUGGUCAGUUUGGGUCACUGUCCUGGCUCUGUCUCCUCCCAAGCAGCCCCAUUCCCCUCACCAGUGUGGCUGUACCAAAGCAGAAAAGGCCUUGGCUCUGUUCAAGCCCUUCUCAGCAAUAACAAAAACAUCUCUGUAUUCUCAACCCUGUGUUCAGCACAAAUCCAAACAUAGCCCCAUACCAGACACUGAGAUGAGAAUUAAUUCUUCCUCAGCCCAAACCAGCACACCAAGUAACAACUUCCUUGCAGUUAUUCCACCUGUAAGUACCUACAAGUGCUCUAAGACUUCUUUCAGCUUUAUUACAGUAAAUGAAUCUUGAUUUGGAUUACAAGAUUUUAAUUUUUUUGUUGUUGUUGCUGCUGACUUCACUGUUACAAAGAGUGGUUCUGCAGUCCUUUCAGCCACCAUGUGCUGCUGGAGACAGAGGGUCCAGCAUAACUUGUUAUAACAGGAAAGAGAAUCAGUUCACAAAUUCACUUUACGUAAUUUUAAAAGUCCUAAGUUUAUGCUUAAACAUGAGCAAAAUAGUUUGGGAAACUUCUCAUCCUCCUUCUUUAUAAGACCAUCACUUGGUGAGGGGUAAAGGGAAGGGAGGAAUAAAAAGGAGAAAUAAAAGGCAGAGACAUUGUUGAGAACUUCUUCUUUGUUGUCAGAAGCUUUAUCAGUUCUCAUAUCAGAAUGACAGAAAAAGAGAACUGUGAUGGAGAAAGGAUGAUACAUCUACAGAAUUGCCAUAGUGGUUAGGUACUUUCAGGGGAAAUUCAGACCACAAAAUUUGCUCUGCUGCACUUUUACUACCCUUUGGAAGGGUUUAAGAUUUGUAAGCAUUGGCAAAUAAAAGCUUUGAAAAAUUUCUCACAAAAUGCUAAGAAAAGCGUAUACUUGAAUUUAGGAAAGAGCCUGCAGUGUCUAUUACCCUAAUGCAGCUCUCUGUGGACAGUCACACAGAUGAAAGCAUCAGCAUAUCAAAUUUCAGGCCUGAGAGCUUACACCACCUGCACUUUUGCAUGAACUGGCCAGACAGCAAGGCAUUUCUCCCUUGAGUUAUCAUGUAUUUCUAUUUUCUGUGCAUUUCCAGACAAAGUAGUUUCCUGCCUUGAAGAAUGUGAUGGGGGACAGUAUGGUGCCUUGUAAUUUACAUUACCAAAGACAGUUUUAGAUUUUUCCUUUUUUACAUGUAUUUGUAACUAUCUUAGUGACACCUUUAUUUUGGGUUGAUUCUUUUUUUCUAAUAUAUCUUACAAAGGAAGAAUUGAACUGUAGAGUAACUUCUGACAGGAGAGAUUUCUGGAAGUCAUCUUGUCCCACCCCCCAUUUCAUAUCAGUGGAGAAUAGCAGGAAACAUCAUCAGAGAAAGAAAUUAGAAGCCUUGCCUCUGCAAUUGUGGCCAUGUGCAUGUAGCUUCCUUUUUUUACCAGUGAAAUAAACCUUGUUCUUUCACUUUUUAUUCCUUUUAAGAAACAUGGAUUUUCAACUCUUUCUUUGCACAUGAUUAUAGGUAGCUCCUGUUCUUAGCCUACUUAUAAAAUGGUUGUGGGUGUUUUAAGUAUGGGCUGAGAAUCAUUCUAAAUUAGGCCUUUCAAUAGUAACUAGCUUUUAUUGUUUGUCCCUAAGUUUGGGUGCCUAAAAGUGAUCCUGUGAUCUCCAGAGAGUGGAGCAAAGAGCUCUUCUUGCCCUGACAGGUGAUUUUUAGUAACUUACCAUUCCAUUCUGCCCACAGAGUAUUUCUUACCUACUGGAUAAAUAUAAUCAGUCACCUUCUGCUACAGUGAAUUGCUACAAAGAAUAGUAAAAAUUCAAUGAAAUUUUAAGUCCCACAUAUUUCAUUAAUGUUCUUUUUAUAUUUACACUAUUAUUUUAAAGUAUCUUUUCCAUAGGGUCAGAGUAUAUGUACAACUUCCUGAACCAAGUCAAUACUUCCCAUGCCAGUCAUCUAAUGGAAUACUUACAUAAUUAGCCACUUUUUUUCCUUGAAGUCCUACGGGCUGGGGUGUUCAUGUUUUUCCCAAGGAUAUUCAUCUGGUGAGCUUCUUCCUGAUGACAUAUCUAGAAAUGUCCAGAUCAAGAAAAGACUUUUCACACUGCCAAAAUAGUAGCAGUAAGAAGCAAUAUCCCAGUAUGUCUCUGAUUAUUGCUGUGUAAGAGUAUGUUGAAAGACUUAUAAGUAAUAUUGGUCUUGUUGUGCUAUCUCUUAUCCUUCGCUCAGGUUUGGAUGUCCAAACAAGUUGCUUUCUCUCCCAGUCUCAGCAGUCAUAUAUUUGCUCCAGUGCCAAGCUGGCAUGUCAGUGCAUUUCUUUUCUCUCGUGCUCGCAUAUAAAACCAGGUGUGAUUAUGUUCCUCCACUGUGCUAUGCAUGGUCCUAUUCCUGCCCUAUAAUCUACCAAGAGGUCUGUGCUCAAUUUGCCAGUCAUCAUGUGCAUUGCUGUAAUGUUCUGUUUGCCUACAUGCUUAAAAGCUGAAAGUCUUCCUGUUAGCUGCAGGGAAUAAUUUACAUGUGUGGUUUUUGUCUUUCAAAUAUUCAAGGUAAUUUCUAUAAAUAGUGAGUCAGGCCAUUAGUGUGUGUUUUGAGCAAGACUGCUUGCAUAAUUAGUCUAGACAUUUAUGUAGGCAGCCUGGGAACAGCAAGUUAGAGUCAUACUGUUCUGUUCUUGGUUUCUUAAUAUUUCUACUCUUAUGCGUGCACACUCAGAAAGGAGACUCAUGAAUACAGGGUGUUGGGGGAGAGGAAACAAGACCUACUUCUCCAUGGCAGAAGAAAAGUACAUCAGCGUGUGUUUGCUUCAUCAGAGCUGUUUUCCUAUCCUGGCUGCAGUCAUAAUUCCUGCUGUGAAUCAGGGCAAAUAAAAGAAAUGAGGAAGGGUAAUAACAAAUCAUCUGUUUAAUAUUUAUGCCUAGAAUGUUUCCCAUUUCUUUCAAACCCCAUAAUACCCCACUAAAUAGCCCGGUCUGCUUCCAAUAAAUAUAUACAUUUAAAAGGAAAUGCAUUGAAAAUUAUUGUAAUGCUUAAUAAUUUAAUCAGGUCUAUUAUGCAAUACAUUAGAAAAUUUCCUGUGAAUAGCAUGAGAGACUGCCACAUCUCUCUGAUUUUGAGUGCAAGUAGAGGUGUAUUCUCAAAAUGAUGCUGUGACCAUAACCAAGAACUUAUUUGAGAACUGAAAUCUAUUUCUUAGAAACACCUGAGAUAAUUUAGCCAUCCUGAUUCCUCAGCUUCUAGCCAGAAACACCAAGGGUCUAAGAAGUAGCAUGAAGGAAUUAUUCCAUGUAUUUUAUGGAUAAAUAUGUACUUACAGCCAAAAUGUUGGUAUUUGCCCCUGGAAAUUUAGGGACAGAAUUUCAGAUACUGUUUCACGUGGGUUUUCUAUGCUGUCUGGCAGCUCAGAAAAUUGAACAAGGUAACGUGUCCCAGAAAUGAGGCAGUUCAGACUGGACACCUUGCUCAAAAUUGUUGUAGACAGUUUUGGCUGGCAGCUAUAUGGUAUCUUGGUGACUUCUUGCUGUGAAAUUAAUUAAUAGCUCUUGGCAGUGAAGUUGCAGUCAAGUCACUCUAAGUGUAUUUAACCAGGGUGGUUUACUUCACAAACCAUUCCUUGUGCCAGAAAUAUAUGUCUGUAAUGAUGAUGGGAAGCAGUGUGAUCUUGUAUUUUUCCCACAUGCCUUGUAAAUCCAAAGAUCAUGAAAUCUUGACAAUUAAUCUAAAAAUGUCCAUAAAACAUACAUUAUUUUGAAGUAAAACAAAUUUUGUCUUACAGUA